This is a messenger RNA of Sordaria macrospora k-hell, 633 nucleotides long. RefSeq lists its product as uncharacterized. Lineage: Eukaryota; Fungi; Ascomycota; Sordariomycetes; Sordariales; Sordariaceae. The record is from RefSeq and is a predicted model, not a curated record.
AUGCUCUACUCGACCUUUAUCUCCGGUGCCGUUCUGGCCAUGCUGCAGGUCCUACCUGUCAGCGCAAUGCCAGCAACUGCUCCGAGCAGUGAAGGCCCCCUCGCUGGUUACGGCAUCGAAGACAUCACUUGGGAGCUCGAGACCGAGUCCGGUGCUACUGUCAACCUCACGGGCACUAUUGAACAGGUCCUGCAAUACGCCGAGUUGAACCAAAUCCCUCUUAAGCAGAAUCCCGAUUACAAUGUUUCCGAUGCUUCUUCCUCCUCCUCUACCAGCAUCCAUGCUAGGGCGGGGGAGACUCUGGAUUGCAAUGUAGCGCAGUUGAACCUAGCUCGCGUGGACAAGAUUAACGACGGCGUUACGUAUCUUCGACAAGUCGCGGGCAAGCCGGCCAACGGUCCUGGCCCGAACAACUGCGGCCGGGUCAGCUGCUCGUGGAACUCGGCGAUUUAUUGGUGCAACGACAACACCGUGGCAAAGACACUUGGCACCUACAACCACAUCGCUGAUGGCGCUCAGUUCAUCCUUAACAACUGCCCCUACCAUGAGAUGGGUAUUUUUUACAUGGGCGUUAAGGGUUGGGUUUCUAUGCCGGAUAAGUGGAGGGUCGUUAUUACGACCAAUGCUUGCUGA